Vanessa atalanta (red admiral) is the source of this 2456-nucleotide messenger RNA. Its product is annotated as LIM domain only protein 3-like. Gene Ontology annotation, cellular component: nucleus. NCBI's taxonomy places the organism in Eukaryota, Metazoa, Arthropoda, Insecta, Lepidoptera, Nymphalidae. Gene Ontology annotation, biological process: positive regulation of transcription by RNA polymerase II. The record is from RefSeq and is a predicted model, not a curated record. The transcript is spliced from 7 exons. Gene Ontology annotation, molecular function: DNA-binding transcription factor binding; transcription coactivator activity. The coding region runs from base 438 to 1145 and encodes 235 amino acids.
CUCGCGCUCGGCUCAUUCCGCCGCAAGCUCCCGUUGAGAGUGGACGUGUUAUUUUGCCUCUUCUGAGCAGCAAACUUUACACGUGUUCGUUCAUUAAAAACAUUCACGAUAUUUUCUUAAAAUUAUCGUGAAACAUUUUAAUAGACCGAGGCGAUAUCAACGUUAAGACCGUCAGCUCGAGUGCGUUACUAGCUGCUAUUCACUUCAUAAUUCGGAAGCGAUAGAGCCUAUAAAUCGUAUUCAAAGUGACAAUUUAAGUGGACAAGCGAAAUUUGGUUUAGUGUUUUAAUAUAAUAACUGUGAAAUUGUUGUUCUGGAUUUGAAAGACACGUUGAAAACGAGCACUUUUAGUUGAAGUGUGUAUAUUUCAGCACAAGACAACAUCUGUAAAGGAUAAUAAUAUUACCGCUGUGUGAUGCCCGAGUGACAAGUUCAAUAUGAUUCGUGAUCCGCCGGCCAUGCACAAGCCCGACAAUACCAACAGCCAACAAGAAGACAACAAGUAUGCGCUCAGCAGUGGAGUGGCUAACACAGGGGGCGCGAGACUUUGCGCUCAGUGUGGGAAGGUCAUCACUGAGCGAUUUCUACUGAAAGCCAUGGAGAGGUUUUGGCACGAAGACUGUCUUAAAUGCGGCUGUUGCGACUGCCGUCUAGGAGAAGUCGGCUCCAAAUUGUAUUACAAAGCUGAUCUUAUGCUUUGCAAGAGAGAUUAUCUCAGGUUAUUCGGUGCCACAGGCAACUGUGUGGCGUGCAAUAAAGUCAUUCCCGCCUUCGAAAUGGUAAUGCGAGCCAAAAGUUUCGUUUACCACUUAGAAUGCUUUGCUUGUCAACAGUGCAAUCACAGGUUCUGUGUGGGCGACAGAUUCUAUCUGUGUGACAACAAGAUACUUUGCGAAUAUGAUUACGAGGAGAGGCUGGUUUUUGCAAGUAUGGCAGCAAAUCCUAGCGGAUUAGCGCAUAUCAGGCGACAAGUUAGCGGAUUACAGUCACCGAGUAGUGCAUAUGUCGGUGGGGCAAGUGGAUGUGCGGGAGGACCGGUGGGCCCAUUAGGCGAUAAGGAUAAUGGAGGCUGCGCUGGAGCAGACGAUGCGUCCAGCGGGUACGGCAGCCCACCUGACCCCGACGUAUGCGAUGCCGCACGAUGACCGACAAUGACACGCCGACUAAUUGCCUCGGUGAAGCCUCACUGAGCCUCGAACGUGUUCAACGUCAUGAGGCAAUGUUGCAUCAAGUCAUUCAAGCAAGUCAUCACCAUUCAACGUCAUACAAUAACUUAGACUUACCUUCGUUUUACGUCCGUCUCUUCACAUCUCACACUGCAAAAUUAUUCUGCAUCGUUAUGUAUAAACUCUAUUAAUAAAAAAAAACAGUGCAGAUUCACGAAAAAGUGCAAUUUUAGAAAGUAAUAAUGUUUAAGCGAACAUAGUGACUUUAUUCAAAUCCUACUAAGUGCAGCUACAUCGAAGUGUCUCGAACAUUGUUAAAACUGCCGCGUGUAAAUGUACUUUACAUUAGGAUAGACGGUGGGACAUGCAUGAGGCCACUUUACAAAAUGUCCAGGAUGAGUCGCGAUAACGUCGUCAGAACACGAUAUUUCCAUUAUGUAUACGAUUUGAGUCUACAUGUUAAGAUAGCGUCGCGUGGGUAGAGCGCGAACUCUUGCCCCUACUCUACUGUACCAUACACAACGCGCUUAGCCUUUUUAGCGAUUGAGGUAACAAUAGUUAAAAACUUCGAAUUACGUACAUUCAUAAAAUAUUUGUAUAAUUUAGUUAAUUUCUAAGUUAAUAUAAUAUUGUGUAUAAAUUUUCAUACAACGAGUCAGGUCCAUAGUUGAAACUAAUUGAUAAAAUCGAUCUCAUUGUUAAAAAAAUGUGUACAUUAGCGUACAUAAUAUUGUUAUCAUACAAGGUAUGAACUUUGAUUGUGGUUAUUAUUUACAUUUUAUUUUUCAAUUUUUAAAUCGGGUAAGUGGGUAUGUUAAUGUUAUUUUGUACCAAAGAUAUCUUUCCGUUUGAAGUUUUAGUUUUUCGCAGAUGAUGCUACUUUAUAGAUUAAUAAUGAUAAUACCUUAUUCGGUACUCUAAAGCGGUGCAAUGGUUGAUAGUUAAGUACCUCUGUAUAAAUAAUAAUAUAUUAAGACAUUUUGUAAAUUGUAUUUUCUUACUUUGCCAUAGCUUCAGUGAAUGUUGAUCGCACAUACCGAUUGUACAUAAAAAACGUGGUGUUGAAUCGCUACGUUGUUUUAUAUUUAUGUAAAAGAAAAUUCUGAAUUUAGAAAUAUGCUUAAAAAUUUUAAAAUUAAAUAAACAUAUUGUAAUAUAAAAAUUUCUACGACUAAAAAGAUGUAUUUAUGUAAAAAUUUGAACUGUCGUUACUUAGAAUUAUCUGCUAGGUUAGUAUGUCUCGUCUCUCACGUUGUAUCAUAGAAACAACAAAUAAAAAUCUCAAACAUC